AUGUGCGCGCAGAUAGUACAAGAGGAGCAGGCGGAGCCGGAGGAGGAGGAGGUUGACGUGGGACAGGGACGAACCAUGUGUCAAGCCUCCGGGGACACGACGAAGGCCGCUGAGAUCAGGGUCCACGUGACAUGGGCAGCCUGGCUCCAAGGAGAGAAGAGGUUGGACGAGAUUGGGCCGGUGAAGCUGGUGGCAUUCGAUGCCCGAGAGCAGAAGUGGGGUGCUGUGAGGGACACCUGGGGGCGCGAGGCCUGCGAGGACAAGCUGGACUCGGCCAACAUGGCGCGCGUCCUCAACGAGACCAAGGUCAAGUUCAACUUCCGCGUCAAAGUCCACCAGACAUUGGGCGGAAAGCUCAGGACCAGCGCUGCUCGCGACUGGCACUUCGCGCUCUUGACAUGUGGGGACGUGGAACAGGCGCCCCUCUUGGUGACCUUGGAAGCAACCAAGGGCGCGUUGAACAUGUUUGCGGCCAACUCCAACUUUGACUCCACCAGCUGUCCGGUGCCACAGCUGCCUUGGUUUGCCGUGGCGCGCGACGACGCAGGGUUCUGGGUCCUCCUGGUGCUGGCCCUGUUUACGGGUUGCAGCUCGGUCCUGGCAGUUGUCCUGUGCCGCCACUUCCGCGCCAAGGGACGCAAGGGCGAGGCGAGCAGCCUGCAUGACCUCACGACGCUGCAUGACCUCCCGCCGCCGGCGCUCAGUGGCGCGCAGGCCGUCAUCGGCAGGCCGCCGCUGCCCGCCCCAGAAGUGCAAAUCGUAGAUCCCAACAACGAGGAGGUUCGUCUCGGCGUGUUUUUCACAGGAGGUCCAGACAUGGUUUCCAUGGCCAUCGCGCGCGGCCUCUAUGCUGCACUCCUGGUGGCAUCCGCCUCCGCCCAGACAAGCUUCACCAAGGCGCAGCUGGAGGCCAACAUCACUCUGACCCCUGACAGCGCCUGGCACCUCGGUGGGUUCUGCUUCGGUCAAGCCUCCGGGGACACGACGAAGGCCGCUGAGAUCAGGGUCCACGUGACAUGGGCAGCCUGGUUGGACGAGAUUGGGCCGGUGAAGCUGGUGGCCUUCGAUGCCCGAGAGCAGAAGUGGGGUGCUGUGAGGGACACCUGGGGGCGCGAGGCCUGCGAGGACAAGCUGGACUCAGCCAACAUGGCGCGCGUCCUCAACGAGACCAAGGUCAAGUUCAACUUCCGUGUCAAAGUCCACCAGACCUUGGGCGGCCCCAAGACCAGCGCUGCUCGCGACUGGCACUUCGCGCUCCUGACCUGUGGGGACGUGGAGCAGGCACCCCUCUUGGUGACCCUGGAAGCGACCAAGGGCGCGUUGAACAUGUUCGCGGCCAACUCCAACUUUGACUCCACCAGCUGUCCGGUGCCACAGCUGCCUUGGUUUGCCGUGGCGCGCGACGAUGCAGGGUUUUGGGUCCUCCUGGUGCUGGCCCUGUUUACGGGUUGCAGCUCGGUCCUGGCAGUUGUCCUGUGCCGCCACUUCCGCGCCAAGGGACGCAAGGGCGAGGCCAGCAGCCUGCAUGACCUCACGACGCUGCAUGACCUCCCGCCGCCGGCGCUCAGUGGCGCGCAGGCCGUCAUCGGCAGGCCGUGUGCACCAACCACCGAGGAGAAGAUCGUGGCCGGCCAGGUCAGUGCCAACCCUCAACAAGACUCGAGCGAGACGGCACCUGAGCGGAGCUCGACGGAAACUCCGGAGAGCUGUGUAUAG
Molecule: messenger RNA, 1716 nt
Organism: Symbiodinium natans
Lineage: Eukaryota; Dinophyceae; Suessiales; Symbiodiniaceae
Source: the annotation of a GenBank genome assembly